AUGAAGGUUAGCAAAAGAUUCAAUACCUCGCUCCUCGAGUUUUCGUCGCGCAAGAAAUCGAACACCCUUUUGGGGGGCACCGGGAGCCAGAAGGAAGUUGCGGCACUUAGCACGAUUCCCGGAGGCCUGCCCGGGUCGUCCAUGCUUUUCCGGGUCAUGACCCGAACAUCGUCGGGCCCACUUCCUGACAUGGUCGUCCACGUCCACCCAACGUCUCGCCCCAAAUGCGGUACCCGAGCUGAUGAGCGGCUUGUAGAUGUUGUGGACCGCUCUAUCGUCCACCUCCACAUGUUCGACCCAAGUGACCUAAAAAGAGUUGGAUAA
Messenger RNA from Striga asiatica, 324 nucleotides. The record is from the annotation of a GenBank genome assembly. NCBI's taxonomy places the organism in Eukaryota, Viridiplantae, Streptophyta, Magnoliopsida, Lamiales, Orobanchaceae.